This is a messenger RNA of Lycium ferocissimum, 1299 nucleotides long. RefSeq lists its product as uncharacterized. NCBI's taxonomy places the organism in Eukaryota, Viridiplantae, Streptophyta, Magnoliopsida, Solanales, Solanaceae. The record is from RefSeq and is a predicted model, not a curated record. The transcript has a single exon. The coding region runs from base 1 to 1299 and encodes 432 amino acids.
AUGCCUAAUGUCCAACAGCCUGCACUUGCAGUACCCUUCACAGAAAGACAACAAAAUCAUCUAGCAGUAUGCCCAUACAAGAGAUUGAGAAAUGGAAUAAAUUCAAUUAAUUGGGAUGACUCGGAUAGAGAGCUCCACAAUUUAAGGAGAAUUGCUGAAGAAGAGAUGCGUGCAAGAAAUAUCCAAAGUUUAAGAUAUGAAAGCUUGUGCAUGCUUCCAAAUGUUGAGUUUCCACCAGGAUUCAAAGUACCAAAAUUCAACACCUUCAAUGGCAGAGGAAAUCCCAUUACGCACUUGAAGGACUAUUGUAGCAGAUUAAUGGGAAUUGGACAAAAUGAAGCCAUACGAAUGAAGUUGUUCAUUCAGAGCCUAUCAGGGUUAGCAUUAGAUUGGUAUACGGAACAAGACUUUUGCAAAUGGUACACAUGGGAGGACAUGGCCCGCGACUUUGUAGAACAAUUCAAGUUUAACAUAGGGGUUAGUCCAAAUCUUUAUGAUAUGCGUGAGAUAGAAAGAAUGCCACAUGAGUCUUUUCAGGAAUAUGCCAUCCGAUGGAGAUUGGAAGCUUCAAAAAUACGCCCUCCAUUGCCCGAGAAUGAGUUGAUUUCAACUUUCAUCCAAAUGCAAAAGGGCAUAUAUUAUGAAAAGUUGUUAUGUGCGCGGUUACGUGACUUUUCUGAUCUAAUUCAAGUUGGAAAGCAAGUAGAAGCGGGCAUUCGAGCAGGAAAAAUUGUUGACACUUCAUCAGUACAAGCAACUUUUCAAGUUGAGACAUUCGACAACUUGCAAGACAAAAAGAAAGAAACCGACUCAGCAGUUAGGUCUACAUAUCAGCCGCAAUCACGACAGAACCAACAAGUUUCGCGUGAUCAUAUAUCUUUUCACCAACAAGGCUUUCAAUAUCAACCCGAUCAAACACAGUCUAGCUUACGACAGUCGGAGCACGUAAAAUUUCGCACUUUUACUCCUCUUGAAGAGUCAUUAACCAGCAUAUUUGAGAGAAUGAAAGCCAAGGGACUCCUGAAGCCAAAGAAAGGAUGGAUCCCUAAAAGCCUACCGCCAGAUUUUGAUUGGUCCAAGAGUUGUGCUUACCACUCUAAUAUUCUAGGUCAUGACACAGAGGAUUGCCCAGCACUUAAGCAUAAGAUCCAGAACAUGAUUGAAAAGAAUAAGAUAAGCGUGCAACAAAAUAAAUUGUGCGACAAUGAUGGCCCUCCAGUUGCAGAUGCAAUUAUUGUUACCGGUGAUCCAUCAAGAUUGGCACCGAGACAUUUGAAAAGGAAGCGUGGAACUAAGUAG